This is a messenger RNA of Colletotrichum truncatum, 3105 nucleotides long. Its product is annotated as Ankyrin repeat protein nuc-2. Lineage: Eukaryota; Fungi; Ascomycota; Sordariomycetes; Glomerellales; Glomerellaceae. Gene Ontology annotation, biological process: glycerophospholipid catabolic process; proteolysis. The record is from RefSeq and is a predicted model, not a curated record. Gene Ontology annotation, molecular function: protein binding; glycerophosphocholine phosphodiesterase activity; aspartic-type endopeptidase activity.
AUGUUGCAAGUGUCAUAUGCGCCGGGCAAGCAACCCCCCUCUUCCACCACCAAAUGGUUGAAGUUCGGCAAGCAGAUCCAGAAGCGCCAGCUUGAGGUUCCCGAGUAUGCCGCAAGUUUCGUCAAUUACAAGGCUCUUAAAAAGCUGAUCAAGAAACUGUCGGCUACUCCCACGCUGAGCGCACAAAAUGAUCCUCUCCGCUCCGCAAUAUCUAUAGAUUCCCAGGCUGCUCUCCAGGCCAACAAGGCCACCUUCUUCUUCCAAUUAGAACGAGAGCUCGAGAAGGUUAAUGCCUUCUAUCUGCAGAAAGAAGCAGAGCUCAAAGUCCGGUUGAAGACCCUCCUCGACAAGAAGAAAGUCUUGCAGUCACGGCAUGGCGUUUCAAGACGAUCCGCCAAAUUUACAACCCUCGAAGAGGGAUUCCAGCAGUUCGCCAGCGAUCUGAACAAACUCCAACAGUUUGUCGAGAUUAACGGAACUGCCUUCUCCAAAAUCCUCAAAAAGUGGGACAAGACGUCAAAGUCGAAGACGAAAGAACUCUACCUCUCUAGAGCCGUAGAGGUUCAGCCCUUCUUUAACGCCACCGUCAUCAGUGAGCUCUCCGACCAGGCAACCACUAGUCUACAGGAGCUCGGGGCAUGGGCUGAAGGCGAUCAUGUCACCUUUGAGCCCCGUACCGAUCACAUCGUGAGCAGCCAACAUUUGCUUGGAACCGAUGAAGGCGACGCCGAUACUCUCCUGCUUGACACUGUCAUCUCCGGGAACCUUGAGGCGCUCAGGGAUCUGCUCGUUCGCAUGAGGACCGCCGCUGCCGGCUCGUCUAUGGGCUCUGACCUCUCUUUGAUGGAAAGGAUCACCCGGACUUUCCUUGCAGCAAUUCACGAGGCACCCAAAGAGACCCUUCAGGUCCUUCUCGACACGGGUUUGGUUGACAUUCAGUCAGAAGAUGACAUCAACGAACGUAAUUGCCUGCACCAAGCCGCCAUCUACGGAAAUAACUUUGUUCUCGAAUAUGGUCUCUCCAAAGGCGUUGCUGUUGACCGUACCGAUGUGUACGGCAGAGUCCCUCUGCACUAUGCCAGCAUGCAUGGACGCUUAGACAUGCUUGACGCUCUUACAAGCGCAAAUGCCCAAACGAUAGACCUGAUCGACCAUGAUAAUUUCACUCCGCUGGUACACUCUAUCAUUCACGGCCAUCUUAAAUGUGUAGAGCAACUACUGGCGAAGUCCGCUCGUAUUGACCCUGUAUCCGAGGCUGAUCAUGUACCGCUGAAUCUUGCAUGCGAGCAUGGUUCGCUGGCAAUCGUGGAAUUGUUGCUUAAACACGGCGCACAAAUCCUUCCUGAUGCCGAAGGCCUCUUUCCCCAACACCUUGUUGCUCGGUCCGGACAACGCCCGGAACUUUUGCUUCUGCUGAAGAAUUACGGUGCCAACCUGGACCAAAUCGAUAAGUUGUACGGAUGGACGCCCUUGGUUCAUGCUGCAAGCGAAGGCAAUGUACCCUGUUUGCAAGCCUUGUUAGAGGUUGGAGCCGACCCAAACAUUGUCGACGAGAAAGACUUACCAGCAAUGUAUUACGCGGCAUGGGAAGGUCACUUGGAGUGUAUGAGGCUUCUGGCCCCUUACAACACGAGGACGAGAGCGAGCCCGAUGAUCAUUCAAUCUGGAGGCUCAUUGGGCCCGAUGUUGACCAGCAGCGGACCCGAACCGAUGGCACUCGAUCCAGAUGCCAUACCUGAACUAGAGCUUCCACCGCCCAUUAUUCCGCUGCGUCGCUACGGCCACAACUUUCUGGACACGAAGACUGUCAUCCAAAUUAGUUUUGAGGAGAAUGGAGAUCAACCCCUGGUGUUCUUCCACGAUGGCAAAUACCCGGCCGCCCGCCUCACAAUCUCGUCCAAGGUCUCCGAUCUCAUUCCCAAGAACAUUAUGCUGCCUUUCCAAGAAGAUACCCGACUUGUUUCCUUUCAAAUUGAUAAUCUGGAGUCUUUUACUCUGGAUUUCGACGUCUUUCCCACCUACGGCGCAAAGAUUAUUGCCAAGACGGUUGCCCUCCCCAACACAUUCAAGGCGUUGCUCAGCAGCUCUGGCAAGUGCUGUUUGCCCCUCUUUGAUCCCAGACUCCGUGCCAUUGGCCAGAUCAGCUUCCAUACUCAAGUCAUCAAGCCCUUCAACGGCAAGCCUCUGGAGAUCACCGACUUUGAGACAUACUGGAAGGCAACCAGUCAAUUCGACCGCAGCCCUAGCACGUUCGUUACGGGUUCAAGCCUGUCUGGCGACUUUGUGCGGUUGUUUGUUCAACAUACUAGCGAUGGUGUGCCUGUGUUGUGGCCAAGAUGGACGAUACCAUGCGGCGGCAUUGAUUUGCCAAUCUCGAGGUUAACAAUGGAGCAAUUCAACACCAUAACCUCCAAGAGCCCAAGUCGAGCCGAACUGUCGUCCCUGCCGUCGAAACCUUUGGAUGCGAUCGCAGACGUCCAUCGCGUCUUGGCUACGGCCGGCAUUCCUCUCAAUGAGGCCUUGGCCCUCCUCCCUCAUGGAAUGCAUGUCAAUAUUCAGAUCCUCUACCCGACACCAGAAGAGGAAAGAGCACUGGGUCUUGGUCCAUCGCUAGAUCUUAAUACCUUCGUCGACUCACUGCUUACCAUCGUGUUCGAUCACGCGCGCGCUCAGAGAGCACAAUCUCUUGAGUCGGUUCGUUCCGUGGUGUUUAGCUCAUACAACCCAAGCUUAUGCACUGCACUCAACUGGAAACAACCCAACUUCCCCGUCUUUUUGUGCAAUGAUCUUGGCCGUGAGGAUGUCAUGGCGGCGCCGGACGUCAUCCAGAGCCACGGAAGGAGGUCUGCGUCUAUUAAAGAGGUUGUUAGGAUUGCGCAGAGUAACAACUUCAUGGGUUUGAUUUGCUGCUCAAGAUUAUUGGAAAUGGUGCCUGCCCUAGUCGAUGCAAUCAAAUCACACAGCUUAGCGCUUGUUACAGACAAGUCGCUAGAGCCCUCAACGAGUCACUCCCUGACGGAUCCUUUCCCGAGGUUGCCCAAGGGUGUAGACGGCGUGCUCAAAAGUCAUGGUGUUUUGCGUUUUAACGAAUCCAUAGACGUGUAG